Geodia barretti is the source of this 373-nucleotide messenger RNA. NCBI's taxonomy places the organism in Eukaryota, Metazoa, Porifera, Demospongiae, Tetractinellida, Geodiidae. The record is from the annotation of a GenBank genome assembly.
ACUGCAUUAAGUAUUAGAUACACUACACUGUGCGGAUAUGCUACAGACAACUGUACACAUACACAAGUCUGGGAAGAUUUACAGAGAGGAAGAAGAUACACACUCAAGUUCUUGCCAGGUCACAUUGGGUGGUUUUGAAGGCUUUGUUGAUGGUAAGAUCGGAGCUUCAAGAACUGACCGUAUUUCCUCUGACCUGUAGCAGCCAAGGCCAGUGGUGGAUUCAAAAUGCUUCUCUUACACAGCAUACAACCAAAUUUGGUUUUGCACUGCUGACUCAAUGCUGGCAAAAGAGCAGCGUAGUAAAGAAAGAGGAUCAGCUAUAAAAGAGCCAUCAUGUUCCCCACAAUCAUCUUCAGAAUCGAGUUAUACAGCA